AUGUCGGAAACUCGAACAUCACUAUUAGUUAUUGGAGCUGGUCUACCAAGAAGCGGAACGUUGAGUAUGAAAAAAGCAUUGGAAAUACUUUAUUCGCAACCAUGUUAUCAUGGAUUUGAACUUGUUACCAGAAAACAAUGUGACAUUGCUAAGUGGCGAACGCUUGUCGAUGAGGUACGAACAACACGUCGUGAGGAGAAGAUACAUAGAUAUUUGAGUGAGAUAUUGGUUGGUUAUGUAGCUGUGACUGAUGUUCCAUCAUGUGCAUUCUACAAAGAGCUGAUGAGUAUAUAUCCGAAUGCAAAGGUUGUACUGACAGUGCGCGAUAAAAACGAUUGGUUGACUAGUUUCCGACAAGUAAUAAUGCCGAAAUCAGACGAUCCAAGUAAAACUCAAUUCGAGGAAGCGAAAAGACGUGCAGGAGUCUCUGUUGAAGUGGACAAACUUACCACUGACUCAAUGAAACUAGCACUUCAGAAAGAUGAUCUUGAUUUUGAUGAUGAUGCAAUGUUACUUGAAUGUUACGUAAAACAUAUCAAGAAUUUUCAGGAAAAUAUAUCAUUUCAACGUCUUCUGGUACAUAGAUUCGAAGACGGUUGGGAACCAUUGUGUAGAUUCUUGAAUGUAGAUAUACCAGCUAACGUGCCAUACCCUAAGACGAAUCAACGGUCCGACUUGCAAAAGAUAAGUGAAUUAUUAAGGAAAUGUGGAUCAAUUGAGGAAGUUGCCAGAACGCAUCCAGAAAUUAUAUAA
Messenger RNA from Schistosoma rodhaini, 753 nucleotides. The record is from the annotation of a GenBank genome assembly. NCBI's taxonomy places the organism in Eukaryota, Metazoa, Platyhelminthes, Trematoda, Strigeidida, Schistosomatidae.